Messenger RNA from Etheostoma cragini (Arkansas darter), 5822 nucleotides. RefSeq names its product muscleblind-like splicing regulator 1 (gene mbnl1). The coding region runs from base 1028 to 2308 and encodes 426 amino acids. The transcript has 12 exons. Gene Ontology annotation, molecular function: metal ion binding. The record is from RefSeq and is a predicted model, not a curated record. NCBI's taxonomy places the organism in Eukaryota, Metazoa, Chordata, Actinopteri, Perciformes, Percidae.
CUCUGUCUGUGUGUGUGUGUGUGUGCGUGCGUGCGUGCGUGCGUGCGCGUGUGUGUGUGUGUGUGUGUGUGUGUGUGUGUAAGAGAGUGUGUGACUAAGUGAGUGUUUGAAUGCGUCUGACAGAGGGGAGUAGCUAAGAGAGAGAGGAAGAAAGUCAAAGGCAGAAGGAAAGAGGGGCAGGAACGAGAAAGUCAGGGAGAAGCAGACCCAGUAAAUGGAGGGAUUUACUUGUCUGUGUUCAAACUGGAGUGAAAAGGAAGUGCCUUCCCUCAUGUCUGCUGCAGCUUUGACCUGCUUCUACAGCUGAAGCUCCACCCUCCGCCCCGCCUCGCUAGCUUGCUGCCGCAGUAACACGAGUACAAGGACAGCGGCUACACCCACCUCGCAGCCUACGCUCAGACCUGCUCAUCCAUCAUCAUCCACUUCUCACAGCCAAGCACCAGCCUCAGCUCUCCUUACCGGUAGACCCUCCACCAGCCGAACAGCCUUACCACAGCCGCCCAACACACAACCAGGCCCACGCAGCAUCGCACCCACCUUGCCUUUGACGUUCGUCUUCAGCCCUCUAAGCCUCCACUCGGUCUUCAGUGUCCUUAACUUUCCUGUAGCAGGCUACACCCAGACUAUCACCUCUGUUGCCUGCUUCACUGCACCUAACCAGAGGGCUCUCCGUUUGGCCCGCUCAUCUGUUUGCCUCCUUGGCCUGUGAAUGUUGUGAGGUCAGCAAGAGACACAGAGAGAGAAAAGUCAGGCAGAGCGCGGCAAUUUCAUUGCUAGGCGUCUCCUUGAUCUAAACACUUCAUCUGUGGCGGGUUGAUCCAAAAGAUUAUCCAAUCACAUUUGCCCUGCAACAUUUUGUGUUGGAAAAGUAGCCCUCUCAAUCAAUAGGAACGUUUCAUUUCAACAUCACAUACACAUAUCACAGACUUUAACAACCAAUACACACACACAAAAAAACUGAAGUAAAACACGAGGGGUACUUUAUUCACGCUUGAACAGAUUACAGUUCGGAAUAACUUUUGCCGCCAUGGCGAUGAACAUGGCACACAUGCGUGACACAAAGUGGCUGACACUUGAGGUAUGCAGGGAGUUCCAGAGGGGCACAUGCUCACGCUCGGACCAGGAGUGCAAGUUUGCUCAUCCGGCGAAGAGCUGUCAGGUGGACAACGGACGGGUCAUCGCUUGCUUCGACUCACUCAAGGGCCGUUGUUCCAGGGAGAACUGCAAGUACCUGCACCCUCCUGCCCACCUAAAGACCCAGCUGGAGAUCAAUGGCAGGAACAACUUGAUCCAGCAGAAGAAUAUGGCCAUGCUUGCCCAACAGAUGCAGCUCGCCAACGCCAUGAUGCCUGCCACGCAGCUACCACCUAUGGUGAGAGGACACACACGUAUGAACACACCACAGCUGCUGCCCACGCCCAUGUUCUCGAUGUCGCCAGGCAUGGCCUCCAACGCCAGUGCAGCAGCAGCUGCAGCCGCAGCCUUUAAUCCCUACCUGAGCCCUAUGUCACCAGGCCUGAUGCCCCAAGAGAUAAUGUCCAGCACCCCUGUCCUCAUGGCCUCCAGCCCCAACGUCAACCAAGGCCCCAACUCUGCCGCUGCUGCAGCCCAGAAACUGCUGAGAACAGAUAGACUCGAGGUGUGUCGGGAAUAUCAGAGGGGCAACUGCUCUCGAGGGGAGACCGACUGUCGCUUCGCCCACCCCUCAGACAGCACCAUGAUCGACAACAACGACAACACCGUCACCGUGUGCAUGGACUACAUCAAGGGUCGCUGCUCUCGGGAAAAGUGCAAGUACUUCCACCCGCCGGCCCAUCUGCAGGCCAAAAUUAAAGCUGCCCAGCACCAGGUGAACCAGGCCACAGCCGCCGCGGCCAUGACUCAGUCGGCUGUCAAAUCACUGAAGCGACCCCUCGACGCAACCUUUGACCUGGGCAUCGCCCCUAAUGUCAUGGCUCAAAUGCCCAAGCGGGCAGCCCUGGAGAAAGCCAACGGGGCCACUGCCAUGUUUAACACCAGCAUGCUCCAGUACCAACAGGCCCUGGCCAGCAUGCAGUUUCAGCAGCAGGCUGCUUUCCUCCCAUCAGGCUCAAUAUUGUGCAUGACACCUUCAGGCAGCGUUGUUCCCAUGAUGCACGGUGGUACUCCAGCCACUGCCGCCAACACAUCUGCCACAAACCCCUUCGCAACUGCCUCCACCAAUCAGGACUCUUCCUUAUCAAAGUUGACUACCAACGAAUACAUGCAAUUGAUUCCAAUAAUAUCUGCAGAUCAUCUGAGUAGUCACAAGUACUUGACUCAAAUGUAGUUCCUCUCGAGAACAAUCAAAUGAAUGUGUGCUGGCACCGUCCAAGCCAAAAGAGUUCAGCCUUUAUGUACAUAGCCUUCAGAAUGUCAAGCAUUGGGACAAGGAGGGUCUGCCAUCUCUUAGCCGCUCCACGACGAUGGUCUCAUCGCACGUGUUAACAUGAAAGGUGCAACACAUGAUCUGUGCCAUCUACCCACAUAUCAAUGUCAAGAAGAAUUUGUUGUCAAAUUCAACGUCCAGCGAGAGAAGAGGAUAUCUUGGUGCCGGGGUCGGUGUGUCUCUCAUUACACCCCUGUGUCUGACUAAAUCAAAGCACUCAAUUUGUUCUACCUAAUGUCAUUACCGUAUGCACAGAAGGUCAAAGGCACGGUUGCAUAAAAAAAGCAACAUCUAGUCCUGGUACGUUAGUAUACAAGAUUUUUCAUCCCUUUUUUAUUUUUAUUUUUAUUUGUUCUGCUCUAUUUUUUUAUAAUUGAUAGCCAUAUUUCAUAGUUUACAAGUAUAAUGCAAACAUGCACCUUGAAUUCCAAUUGAAAUCCGAAAGGCACAAUGGUUUAAACAGGAAUUUUAGUCGCCAAAAGAAUUAGGCAUGUACAGUAUUGUGUUUUUACGGCUACUUGUAAACGAGGGUCUUGGACGUAUGAAUGUUCUUGGUAAACCAACAUACCUGUGUACCUAGAAAGCACAGCCAGACUAGCUUCCUCACCUCGUCAUGUGUCAUCUUGGCCAUACAGCUAAAAACAGAGUGUUAUCUCAGCAGUGUUAUUUGUUUACCAAAGGUUAAAGUUUUGUAUGGCUCUUUUUGUAUCGUUUCGUUUUCCGAAUCUCCAUUGUGAGUGUUUUUUCCCUUUUUUUUACUUUUCAUUUCUCUAGUUAAUUCAUUUUAGAAGUGGGGUACCUGCCAAAUUUGUGUUUUGAUGUUUAAUGAUGUUUUUAACUUUGAUGUUUUGUCUUUUAAAAUCAAAAAUGUAGAUUUUUUUUUUUCAAAGUUGGUCAUGCCUCUUUUCUUAGACUAGUAUUGUUUUUGUGUGUUGGGAUUAAUUUGUUGCUCAAGUCUUUUGUUGACUCUAAAGCGUGGAGGGUGACAUUGUGUUACCUUGCUCCCCCUCUUUCAAAGAGGAGCGACUCUAAAGCUUCUCCAAGGAGCACUGUUGAGCCACGUACUGAUGGGAAUUUUUAAACAGCUGACAAAGAGCUCUACUAGGUCAUUUAAACCACAUGUGCACUUGAUUGAUUGUUUGUCUGGUCAGCCUGUUUUAAUUGUCACAACUCAUCCUAAGUGAACUUUGGCUUUUGAGGAAAUGCAACACAUUAUGGGUUUGCUUUUCCAAACAAAACAUGAAGGUUAUCAGUCACUUGUAGACCUGACAACAGAAACCAAAGCACAGUUUUACUCUCAAUCAUAUUCACAAAGGGUUACAGAAGCAUCUCUCGAGAGGCUUGGUUAAGGAACCAGGUUUAUCAUGUUCCAUUCAUCUGUCAAUUUUUAUGAUCGCAUCCCUUUUCUGUUUUCCCAGAGGUGUGUAGUAUGUCUUUACCGAUUGUAAUGUACCUAACAAAGCCUUAGAUUACAAUUACUGGGUCUCAGCCCAAUCACAUGUACUUUCAAUCACCAUGCAGGUAAAGAACACCAAUGAUGUUUUAUAGUUCUCUCACAUGUCGCUCAUGAUCUUUUUUUGUUCUUCCUCUCAAUGUAAAAGUAACAAUUACUCUCUUAAAUUUCAAUGAACUUCUGUGUUAUGUACUACUUAAGGAUUUGAAUCUAUUUGAGGUAUGUAGUUGUAGAUUUCUUUUUUCUUUUUUUGCCUUACUAUAUAUUACUUGACAACAUUGAUAUAGCCGUUGUAGAUUUUGAGAUAGUAUGACAUUCAUAACUUUUUCAAACCAUAUAAAUGAUAAUGUGUUGAGUCAGUUUUAAAUAUCCAUUUCAUCCAUAUAGCUGGAUGUCUUUUUCAGAUGUUACAUUAUCAGUUAAUUUUGUUGAUGAAAGACUUUUUUGAUACAAGGAAUGAGAUCAAUUAAUUGUCUGCUACUGCAGCAUCUCUGAGCAGACAACAAAAAAGAAAACUAAUCUUUUAACCAACUUAAAUUUUCCUUGUAACAUGUCGCGAUCAUGUUUGAAAAUAUAUUGUAUUGAAAAAUAGAUUGUCCAUGUUUUAGAGUAAAAAUUAUUUUCUACUGUAUCCAUUUCAAAAAGAUAUGUACUUAUGUUUGAAUAUUUCUUAAGUUUGCCCUGAAUGUCAGGCCAAAACGAGCAGUGAGAUUGACGGGUCUCUGGAUGUUUGGUGGAUGGUGAGAUUAGGGGCGAGAAGGCAAAGACCUUUCCCGACUGGAGAGGUCAGAAAUGCUGCAAAUGAUGAGUUCUAACCUAAGGGACGAAGGUUGACUUUUUGCACUUCUGUAUAUAGUCAAAUGAACAGAGAAAAAAAUGUGUAUCAUAUUGAGAUAUUAUUUUGAAUAAAAAAAGAUCUAUAAUUAUAAGGAAUUUUGUUAGAUUAAUUUAAAUUCUAAAAUUAGAAGACCAGCUAAAAACAAUUGCUUGCAAAGAAGGGCACUAGUUUCUUGGGCAAUGCAUUCAGAGAAAGCUAUGCGCUUUUUGUCUUAUUUUAUCAGUAGUAUUGCCAGGGAAUGUCAAAGGGGAAUAGAUUUCCCCAUGUCAUGCUAACUCCACCCCUCCUGUGGGAUGACAUAUCAAUAAUAUCCAUAUAUCAUUUGUUAGACUUGGUCAUGCAGUAUUGCUGCUCCCAUGGUACACUUGAUACAUAAAACUUUCAAAAAAGUGUAUUCUAUAAUAGUUUGAUUUGACUGCAUGUAAAAGUACACACACGUAAACAAAAUAAACUGAGUAGUUAUGUAAAGAAAGAUAACACAUUCAGAUUACAGAAUACACAGUAACAUGUAUUUGUUUCAAAGUAGAUAACAUCCACAGUGGGGAGAAAUAAUACUUUAAAAAAACAAGUCAUCUUUCUCUUGUGUGAUAAAAAAAAAUAUAUUUUCCAAGCAAACAUGUUAUUUAAAGAGAGAAAAAUAAAUAUAAAUAUUAGCACUCAUCCACCCCAGAUACAGAACGUUCUCAUAGCCGCAUAAUUACAGUCGACACUGACUCACAGGAAGUUGUUCCUGCUAUCAUAGCUGUGCACUCAGCAGGUGAAGGCUCAUCAUACCAAAUGCUUAUUUGGCAAGUUAGUCUUUGAAAUGAAUGUAACAGUCCCUGGUCAACGUGUUUCUGACUCGAGGCUGCUGACUUUAGUUGCUACAGAACCAAAGCACCAUUGUUUCUGCAAACCAGAUGUUCAGUCUCCUGGCUGGAUCCAUGGCUUCUCUUUCCCUGCUGGGGGCACGUGUACGCUUUGACUGCUUUUUACUUGUAAGUGCAACCAUCAAUUAUGUAUUUGCUAACAGUUGCCACACAAUAAUGUACUAUUCUGUCUUCAGAUCUGUUGAUGCACAUUUUGUUGUUGCCAUAAUUGACUCUGAAUCUGAAAUCUGAAUAAAACAAUAUUUGAUUUGCUCA